Molecule: messenger RNA, 1695 nt
Organism: Tremella mesenterica DSM 1558
Lineage: Eukaryota; Fungi; Basidiomycota; Tremellomycetes; Tremellales; Tremellaceae
Exons: 1
Coding region: 1-1695 (564 amino acids)
Source: RefSeq, a predicted model, not a curated record
AUGUCCACAGACUCCACACGAGAAGCACAAAAGCUACUGAGACGCGCUAAAACCUAUCUCAAUCCUAAAGGUUGGUCCAUAGUGUUGAAGUCCACCAAGGAUGGAAAGUCUGCAAUUGCGUUGUUUGCAACUGUUUCCGGUACCAGAAUUCCGUCCAGUGUAUCCUUGAGAAAACCCCUCGCUGGGAGCCGUAUUGAUUGGGAGAAGGAUUUUAAAUUGCAAAUGUCCACCAGUCCAAUGGAACAAGUUGAGGCUAUAGGUAAAGGUGUUGAGUUCAUUCUGACCUUUGCCUCGACUUGCAUUGACGUGUUGCAAGAGGUGUCUGAUCCCCAAGGUUUGGCCCAAAAAAGAGAUAUGAUUAACAGCGCAGGGGAGUCUUGGUUGAGAGGAGCUAGUUCUCUCCUUCAAGCUUCAAACGGGGAGAUGUCAAGAGUUACACCCUUUGUUAAAUCCUGCCUGUUGAUGAGGACCACCUAUAAGAAACUGGAUGAUGAACAAUGCAUCAAGAUGUGGCAAAAUUAUUUGGAAUACCUCAAAAUAUUGGCUUCUGAUUAUUUCAGACAUUCAACGUCAGGAGAGGUCGAGACAGUGUUGCAGGCAGUGAUCCAAACCCUAUCAGACACAAUAAAGUCCACUGUGUUUCCUCAGGAGCUGGUCCAGGACACUACAUGGAUGGAGCCAGCACCCGUGAAUAGUUCCUCGGGCACAAAUGGGAAAGAACAAAAGUCCGGUCUGAGCAAGGCUGAAAAAAGACGAGGAAAGGCAAGAAGAGCAAAGGAGCACCAACAGCAAAGGAAGGAAGCUGCAGCUACCAUUGGCACGACUACACAUGAUAGUGGUGAUGAACAUGUUCAAGACUCUGCUGAGGUCAAGACUACAAGUGGUAUUGUCACACCAAGAGAAUCAUCUUUUGGUCCCUCUAAGGAUACUGAUCAGUCCGAACGUUUGGGCCAUCCAGAUCAGGAUCAGCUAUCAUGGACACAAGUGUCAAAACGUCAAGGCAGGGAGAGGGAGUACUUAGGAGGGGUGAAUGUUGAAGAGGAUCCCAAAUUGAAAGUCCACCCUGCCAAUCCUGAUGAAACAAAGGUUGAAUCAACAUCUACUGAGACUACUCCCACAAUGCCAGUGUUAUUCAUUCCGCCAGGGCUUGCAGACGACCUGAAGAGGUUGGGGUGGACAAAUUGGUACAAUGAGCACUUCCCUCUUCUUUCAUCAAAAUGUAGUCAGAAUGAUGUCAACAGCAAAGAGGUUACUAUUAGCUCUCCAGGUGUGACUCCAUCAUCUUCUCCAAUAAUCAAGCCAGAUAACACUAUGGAAGAAUCACAGGCAGCAACACAUUCAGGAGAUGAUUUGUCACCUCAAAAUUCAGAGAUAAUGCUCUCACCUUCUCUCCCAGAAACCCCUUCAGAUGUAAUUCCAAAUGACCUUGCAUGGUCUUCUCAAUAUGAUGUCAUGGUGGUGGUAACCCAUCCGGGUGUUGAUGCACCUGCUGCGUUCAUCAGUGUUCCUAUUGACCAAAUGCAAGAAAUAUUCAGAAGCGAGUAUCCUGGUGAAGGGUGGCAGCGGGCCUCAAAAACAACUACAACCUCUCCUGGUCAUCAGCAUGUUGGCCCUUUACUUCACAUGACUCCUGGUGGUCUCAUGGAGGUGGCUUAUAAAGGUUAUUUCGUAUCUGGUGACAACAGAUCUCAAUAG